Sturnus vulgaris (Common starling) is the source of this 2855-nucleotide messenger RNA. The record is from RefSeq and is a predicted model, not a curated record. NCBI's taxonomy places the organism in Eukaryota, Metazoa, Chordata, Aves, Passeriformes, Sturnidae.
AUGGAGAGCCAGCGCUGCUUCGCCAACCGCUUCGAUGACUACCCGGGCAGCCCGGCGGCGGCGCCGGACAGGGAGGCGGCGGUGCCGCUGGUGACGGCCACCAUCGAGCGCAUCCUGCGGGAGCUGCCGCCCCUGGGCGGCCCCCGCGGCUGCCCGGGCGGGCUGUACGGCGGCGUGGCCGGCGUGGCCUACAUGCUGUACCACGUCGCUCAGUGCCCGCUGUUCGCGCCGUCGCGGGACUCGUACCUGCGGGCCGCCCGCCGCGUCGUGGACGCCUGCCUGCGCUACCAGGAGGGAUGCGGCGAGGCCGACGCCGACACCCGAGCCGCCUUCCUGCUGGGCGGCGCCGGGGUGUACGCGGUGGCCGCGCUGGUCUACCGCGCCCUGGGGCUGCCCGAGUACGCGCGGCCGCUGGGCAAGUUCAGAGAGCUGAGCGAGGUGUGCGCCCCGCUCUCCUUCCUCGAGUGCGGCUCCGAUGAGCUGUUCGUGGGCCGCGCCGGGUACCUGUGCGCCGCGCUGGUGCUGAAGCAGCGGCUGGGCAUGGAGGUGCUGACUGCAGCACAAAUUAAAUCAAUUUGCCUGGCCAUACUGGAAUCAGGAAAACAAUAUGCAGUGAAGAAGAGGAAACCAGUCCCACUCAUGUAUUCCUACUAUGGAACAGAGUAUCUUGGUGCAGCACAUGGGCUUUCCUCAAUCCUGCAGAUGUUGCUCUCCUAUUAUGAGUACCUGCAGCCUGCAGAUCAGGAGCUGGUGUGGCAGAGUGUGGAUUUCCUGAUGGACCAGGAACAGAACAGCAACUGGCCCCCUGAGCUGGGGGAGACGAUUGAGAGGGAGAAUGAGCUGGUGCACUGGUGCCAUGGAGCUCCAGGCAUUGCAUAUCUGUUUGCCAAAGCUUACCUGGUUUCCAAGAAGCCUCAAUAUCUGGACACUUGCAUCCGCUGUGGAGAGCUCACCUGGCAGAAAGGCCUGCUGAAGAAGGGCCCUGGAAUAUGCCAUGGGGUGGCUGGCAGUGCUUAUGUGUUCCUGCUGCUGUAUAGGCUCACUGGGAACUCCAAAUACAUCUACAGGGCACAAAGGUGUGUGGAAGCCUUUUAUAUUUACUUCAGUGCUGAAAGAGUUGAAGAGCCCUAUGUCAGCAUCACAAAGAAGAGGCAGAUGCCCAAGGAUGGGUACUCAGAAGAAAUUGAGAAGGAAGUGGGACAGGCUGAAGGCAAGCUGCGCACACACAGAUCUGCAUUCAGCAGGGCCUCUGUGAUCCAGGCGUUCCUCGGCUCAGCGCCCCAGCUCACGCUCCAGCUCUACAUCUGUAUCCUGCAGCAGGAGGUCACGGUUGCCAGAAGUAUUUUUAUGGUGCUGUCUCUCCUGUCGAUUGUUUAUGGCGCCUUACGCUGCAACAUCCUGGCGAUAAAGAUAAAGUACGAUGAUUACGAUGUCCGUGUGAAGCCUGCUGCCUACCUCUGCAUAUUCAUGUGGAGGAGCUUUGAGAUCGCCACGCGGGUCACGGUGUUGGUGCUUUUUGGUUCAGUCCUUCGAGUCUGGGUUUUCCUUGUCGUGCUACUGAAUUUCUUAUGUUUCUUCUUCUACCCAUGGAUUCACUUCUGGCUUAGCAGGUCACCAUUUCCUGAGAACAUAGAGAAGGAAUUGAGCAGGCUGGGCACUACCAUUGUCCUGUGCCUUCUCACAUUCCUGUAUGCUGGCAUUAACAUGUUCUGCUGGUCGGCAGCACAGGUGGAGCUCAGUGACCCUGACUUGAUUAGCAAAUCCCAGAACUGGUACCAGAUGACCGUGUACUACAUCGUGCGGCUGAUGGAGAACGCCUUCCUCCUGCUGAUGUGGUACAUUUAUAGAACAGACUUCUACCUGUAUGUCUGUGCCCCAACGUUGUUCCUGCAGCUCCUGAUAGGUUAUUGCAUGGGCAUCUUCUUCAUGUUGGUGUUCUACCAGUUCUGUCACCCAUGCAAAAAGCUCUUCUCCUCCAGCAUAACUGAAGCCUUGUUGUCCUGUUUCAACAUCCUCUACUUUAUUUGCCAGCAUCACAAGUCUACUCUCCUGAAAGGCAAAGUGGCAAUGAAAUCUCCUGAAAAUACUGGCGAAGCACGGGGCAGUAGCAAGACAAUAGAUCAAAACAGGAGUGUUCAUCAAAGUGCUUCUUCCAAUGCCUAGUACAACUGGAGGAAAGUAGGUGCCUUUGGAAGGUGGCAGAUAACCUGCUGGGAACAUUGUGUAUCUUAGACAUUGUGUCUUGUGGGUAGGAUUUCUUUCUUGCAGGUGCAGCACUGCAUGAUGGCUGACAUGCCUGUUUCUGUGGAGAACAGUAUAUGACUAUUUGUGUCUGUGUGUGUUUGUGAAUGGAGAGCAAUCGUUUGUAGGUUUCUAUUUCAGAGGCUUUUUGCACAUAUUUCAGAGCCUCUCUUGUCACAUGCUUAUUUUAAGUCAUUAUAGAAGACAUCAAUUAGAAAUUGUCCUGAUGCUCAUCUUACUCAGGAAGUCUGAGCAUGGAAGGCAAUGAAUUUUAUUUCAGAUAGGAUGGCCCAUGGAAUGCCACCCUAGCAUGGAAACACAACUUAGACCUGGACUAUGUAUGGACUGUAGGUGUCGUCUGCUUUGAUCAAAUUGUAGACUAUUUUACACUCUAAUCAGUGUAAUAAGAUAAUCCUUCUCUCAGAGGUAGAAGAAUUGGACUUGCACAAUACACUGUAGUCUGGGUUACCAUGAAACAGCCAAUUAUCCAGCACUGACAUGGAAAUGUGACUGUUACUGAUGACGGACAGAGGGGUUAUUGGCUUUGCACUGUUUCACCCUUCAUGUUUACGGCUUGUUAGUAAGGGAAUUAAAUUUAACACAUUAAUUGUGAU